Messenger RNA from Xiphophorus maculatus (southern platyfish), 2818 nucleotides. RefSeq names its product thioredoxin reductase 1, cytoplasmic-like (gene txnrd3). The transcript has 16 exons. The record is from RefSeq and is a predicted model, not a curated record. The coding region runs from base 236 to 2038 and encodes 600 amino acids. Gene Ontology annotation, cellular component: cytosol; mitochondrion. Gene Ontology annotation, molecular function: glutathione-disulfide reductase (NADPH) activity; thioredoxin-disulfide reductase (NADPH) activity; flavin adenine dinucleotide binding. Lineage: Eukaryota; Metazoa; Chordata; Actinopteri; Cyprinodontiformes; Poeciliidae. Gene Ontology annotation, biological process: cell redox homeostasis; glutathione metabolic process; cellular response to oxidative stress.
UGCUGGAGACUGUUGGCGCGGAUGAUAGACUACUACCUGCUUUCAGAGCAGCGACAGGAAUCGAGGGCAGAUUCACUGUCCUCCUGUGUCUGGUGUUUUAUCGCCCCUUAUAGACUUUAGGGGCGUUAUUAGAACGGAGAAGUAACUGAUGCAGGUAGUUAGCAUUUAGUUUAUUAUUUUUGGAAAGCCGUCUAUCGGAGCUUGCUUUGCGCAAGCCGACGGAAAUAGCUGAAAAAUGCCUCCCAUCGAAAAAGACACCGGCAAAAAUGAACUCAAAACUAAGAUACAGAAGCUUAUUGACUCUAACCAAGUGGUGGUCUUCAGCAAAAGCUACUGUCCGUAUUGUAUCCAGGUGAAGGAUUUGUUCAAGGAGCUGAAAAUCGAGUUCAACGUGAUGGAGCUGGACCUCAUGGAGAAUGGAUCCAACUACCAGGAGAUGUUGCUGGAGAUGACUGGACAGAGGACAGUUCCUCAGGUCUUCAUCAACAAGACGCAUGUUGGUGGUUGUGACAAAACCAUGCAGGCUCACAAAGACGGCAGCCUACAGCAGCUCCUCAGCGGGGAAAAGGAAGUGUACGAUUACGACCUCAUAGUCAUCGGAGGUGGAUCAGGAGGCCUGGCCUGCUCUAAGGAAGCGGCCAUGUUGGGGAAGAAGGUCAUGGUGUUGGACUACGUUGUUCCCACACCAACAGGAACCACAUGGGGUCUUGGUGGAACCUGCGUGAACGUCGGCUGUAUCCCCAAGAAGCUGAUGCACCAGACGGCCCUGCUGGCUACAGCCAUCCAGGACGCACGAAAGUUCGGUUGGGAGUUUGACGAGUCGGUGAAACACAACUGGGACACCAUGAAGACUGCAGUCAACAGCUACAUUGGCUCUCUGAACUGGGGCUACAGGGUGGCGCUGAGGGACAAGAACGUGGACUACGUCAACGCCUAUGCGGAGUUCAUCGAACCACACAAAAUCAAGGCAACAAACAAACGAGGGAAGGAGACGUUUCACACAGCAGCCAGGUUUGUGUUGGCCACAGGGGAAAGGCCGCGUUACCUGGGAGUCCCUGGAGACAAGGAGUACUGCAUCACCAGUGACGACUUGUUCUCGCUGUCCUACUGCCCGGGGAAGACGUUGGUGAUCGGAGCGUCCUACGUGGCUCUGGAGUGUGGCGGCUUCCUGGCCGGCCUGGGCCUCGACGUCACCGUCAUGGUGCGCUCCAUCCUGCUGAGGGGCUUUGACCAGGAAAUGGCCAACCGCGCCGGAGCGCACAUGGAGACGCACGGCGUCAAAUUCAUCCGCAAAUUUGUGCCAACGAAGAUCGAGCAGCUGGAGGAAGGCAGCCCCGGCAGGCUGAAGGUGACGGCCAAGUCCACAGAGACGGACGAGACGAUUGAGGACGAGUACAACACGGUGUUGAUCGCAGUGGGUCGGAACGCAUGCACCGAUAAGAUCGGUCUGGACAAGGCGGGGGUCAAAGUGAACCCAAAAAAUGGAAAGAUUCCAGUGAACGAUGAGGAACAGACCAACGUUCCCCACAUCUACGCCAUCGGAGACAUUCUGGAGGAAAAGUGGGAGCUGACGCCCGUCGCCAUCCAAGCUGGGAAGUUACUGGCGCGUCGUCUCUAUGGCGGAUCCACCGUCAAGUGUGACUACAUCCACGUUCCCACCACGGUUUUCACCCCACUGGAGUACGGCGCCUGUGGCCUGUCGGAGGAGAGAGCCACCGAGCUGUACGGCCCGGACAACAUCGAGGUGUACCACAGUCUGUUCUGGCCUCUGGAGUUCACUGUGCCGAGCCGCGACAACAACCAAUGCUACGCCAAGAUCAUCUGCAACAAACUGGACAGCGACCGAGUCGUCGGGUUCCACUACCUGGGGCCAAACGCGGGGGAGGUGACGCAGGGCUUCGGUGCCGCCAUGAAAUGUGGAGCGACCAAGGAGCACUUUGACGCCACCAUCGGCAUCCACCCGACCUGCGCUGAGGUCUUUACCACCUUGGAGGUGUCAAAGAGGUCAGGUGGAGACAUCACCCAGUCUGGUUGCUGAGGUUAAACCCCGCCUGUUUAGCAGGCUGCUCUCAUAUUGGACUCUAUCCUGUCCUGCUGGUUCCCAGCCAGAGGUCACAGGGUCAAAGGUGCUUGUUUAGAUGUCAUACAAAGCACCAAGUGUCUGAUGUGAAGGUAGCCUGCUGAUCGGCGGGGUCACUCUUCUGGCCUCCAUCGGUCUGUCUGCUUCUCAGAGGAGCUCCAGCACACACACCUGUGGGAACCUACAUGUGUGUUUGGAGUGUUUAUGACGUCCUAGCCCGUAACCUAGCACACUCAGGUGGGCGAGGAUCGAUGUCCUUCUGCAGAGGAACCCGAUGGUGGCUCCAAUCCUUCGUCCAAACCCCUCCCAACUGUUUUCCACUUCUUGCAAGCAGAGGGUGCAAAGACUGAAAACGGCUUCAUGUGUGGCUUUAGUGUGUGUGAACAUCACCAUCAUGAUUCCACAUGUUUUCUCUUCAAUUCAACAUCAGUCUGAAAUGUAUGCUUGUUCAACAUGACCAUUUUAAGUUUAGGAAACUUCUAAGAGAACAUAAUCUCUUCUGAGCCUGCAAGCUUCAAGAUCUGCUUUUACCAUUUUCAGUCUGAACAGCUGUGUUGGCCUGAGUUGUAUUGACAGUUAAUUUAUCUUGUGUGUUCUGCCUCUGCAUCGUGUAUAUAAAGGUACAUUCAGUCUUCAGUCACUGUGGGACAUUAAUAAUCUGUAUAAAUGACAAGUUAGUGUCAACUUGUAGACCACUGUUUUUCCUUCAUACUUAAUAAAAGAUUUAUUCACAUUUAA